This is a messenger RNA of Salvia splendens (bonfire salvia), 791 nucleotides long. Its product is annotated as Ribosomal L5P family protein. Gene Ontology annotation, molecular function: structural constituent of ribosome. NCBI's taxonomy places the organism in Eukaryota, Viridiplantae, Streptophyta, Magnoliopsida, Lamiales, Lamiaceae. Gene Ontology annotation, cellular component: ribosome. The record is from RefSeq and is a predicted model, not a curated record. Gene Ontology annotation, biological process: translation. Bases 5 to 559 code for a protein of 184 amino acids. The transcript has a single exon.
ACUCAUGUUUCCACUCUAUUUUCAUUACGAAGAUGUAUCACGUCAGGAUCCGUUGCUCAAACUGAAUCACGCCAACGUUAUGGAAGUUCCUGGAUUAUGUAAAAUAAGAGUAGUACCAAAGGCAGCACCUUCUAUCAAAAAUGGAAAAUUGGCUAUGGAGAUUCCGUGCGGUCAGAAAUGUUUACAGACACAGAGGUCUUCGACAGGAAGGUCGUUUCGAUCCAAUCCAUUCUUGGGGUCAAAUAAAGACAAAAAGGGAUAUGUCAGUGACCUAGCACGACAAAGCACUCUCCGAGGGCAUGGAAUGUCUAAUUUUUUAGUAAGAAUCUCCACAGUAAUGUCUCUAUUAGAUUCUCCGGUCGAAAUACGGGAAAACUCUAUUCAAUUCUCGAUGGAAACGGAGUUUUGCGAAUUCUCCCCAGAACUGGAAGAGCAUUUCGAGAUCUUCGAACAUAUUCGAGGGUUCAAUGUGACUAUUGUCACUUCGUCCAACACACAAGAUGAGACUUUACCACCGUGGAGCGGCUUUUUGCAAAAAGAUGAGGGGGAAACUCAGUAAGAUGUCGGAGAAGCGAAAUAUACGAGAUCACAAACUAAGAUUGCUCGCGGCUAAAUAUGAAUUGAGACGAAAGCUUUAUAUUAUAAAGCCUUUUGUUUUUGUAAAGAUCCCGAUCUUCCGCGGGACAAACAUCGUUAUAAGUUGUCCAAGUUGCCAAGAAAUAGUUCCUUUGCACGAGUAAGAAACCGAUGUAUUUCCACGGGUCGCCCUCGUUCCGUAUAUAAGUUCUUUA